CCAUGCGUUCAUAUAUCCUCUCUACCCUCCUGCUGGCUACCACAGUCUUCGCCGUGCCUCACAGCCCAACCCAGCAACGCAGCGAGAUCAACACCGACAACAUCCCCGUGGUCAAUCUUGUCACUGACCUACUGAAAGCACUCAAUAUUGACGCCGACGUAUCUGUCAACCCCGAUAACUUGUUGAAAAAUCUCAGCAAGAGUCAGAUGCAUGGUCUAGCAGCAUGUGCUAGGCAAUAUCUUCCUGAAAACGCUGCUGUUCCUGUCUCAACGUCUAGGGAACAGAAUUAA
Aspergillus melleus is the source of this 290-nucleotide messenger RNA. RefSeq lists its product as uncharacterized. NCBI's taxonomy places the organism in Eukaryota, Fungi, Ascomycota, Eurotiomycetes, Eurotiales, Aspergillaceae. The record is from RefSeq and is a predicted model, not a curated record. The coding region runs from base 3 to 290 and encodes 95 amino acids. The transcript has a single exon.